Molecule: messenger RNA, 1029 nt
Organism: Gastrolobium bilobum
Lineage: Eukaryota; Viridiplantae; Streptophyta; Magnoliopsida; Fabales; Fabaceae
Product: gibberellin 2-beta-dioxygenase 8
Exons: 3
Coding region: 1-1029 (342 amino acids)
Source: RefSeq, a predicted model, not a curated record
AUGGACUCGAUUUCGGACCCACCCUUUCACAAGGCAUACAAGAUCCUGUUCGAGAAGACCCAAAACAAUGAAGAAAACGAUCUUGAUAGUGAGCUCGUGGUGAUUGAGGAAUGCGAGCUUCCGGUGAUCGAUCUGAGCCGUUUAGAAGAGAGUGAUCAAGUGGCGAGGGAAGAGUGCAAGUCAGAUAUAGCUAGGGCUUCACAGGAAUGGGGUUUCUUCCAAGUUGUAAAGCACGGGAUUUCGAGUGAGAUUUUCAGCAGGUUGAGGUGUGAACAAGAGAAGGUGUUCAAGCAGCCCUUUGAUAAGAAGACCAAAGAGGACAAGUUCUUGAACUUCUCCGCCGGUAGCUACCGUUGGGGAGCACCCAAUGCCACAUGCAUUAGACAGUUAUCUUGGUCUGAAGCAUUUCAUAUUCCUUUAACCGAUAUACUAGGGUCCAGUGGAUCAAACAAUCUUAGUUCAUCAAUCGAGCAGUUUGCUACCACAGUUUCCAGCCUCGCACAAACAUUAGCUGAUAUCCUGGCAGAGAAAAUGGGUAUAAAGUCAAAUUUCUUUGAGGAGAAUUGCUUGCCCAACACCUGUUAUCUUCGACUGAAUCGAUAUCCUCCGUGCCCCAUUGCUUCUGAGAUUCAUGGUCUGAUGCCACAUACUGAUAGUGACUUCCUCACCAUAUUGUAUCAAGAUCAGGUUGGAGGCUUGCAAUUGGUCAAGGAUAGGAAAUGGAUUGCUGUUAAACCGAACCCUGAUGCUCUUAUAAUCAAUAUUGGUGACUUAUUUCAGGCAUGGAGCAAUGGGGUCUACAAGAGUGUUGAGCAUCGAGUUGUGACAAACCCGAAAGUAGAAAGGUUCUCUACGGCGUAUUUCUUUUGCCCUUCAAAUGACACCGUGAUAGAGAGUUGCAAAGAGCCCUCUGUUUACAGGAAAUUUAGCUUUCGGGAGUACAGACAACAAGUUCGAGAUGAUGUUCAGAAGCUGGGUUCCAAAAUAGGCCUACCCAGGUUUCUCACAUAUGAAGGAAAAACUACAUAA